Acanthopagrus latus (yellowfin seabream) is the source of this 11531-nucleotide messenger RNA. It is a transcript of the gene cacna1bb, whose product is annotated as calcium channel, voltage-dependent, N type, alpha 1B subunit, b. Gene Ontology annotation, cellular component: voltage-gated calcium channel complex; membrane; neuronal cell body. Gene Ontology annotation, biological process: chemical synaptic transmission; calcium ion import across plasma membrane. Bases 77 to 7777 code for a protein of 2566 amino acids. The record is from RefSeq and is a predicted model, not a curated record. Gene Ontology annotation, molecular function: high voltage-gated calcium channel activity. NCBI's taxonomy places the organism in Eukaryota, Metazoa, Chordata, Actinopteri, Spariformes, Sparidae. The transcript has 55 exons.
AACUGUGUGACGGACAAAAUAGUUGCUUUAUCCCACCUUUCAGUUGGACUUACCCCAGUAACCCUGGAGAGCAGAUAUGAAGAGAACAGUUCCUGUCAGCUCAAGAUGGGCCGAGAGACGAUCCACUGUGGUGUAUGCUCUACGCUCAGCCACAUUGGGCUCCUGGAGGAUGCUCACCCUGGGGGCGGAGUACGAGGACACCUGGGUUUCGUCAUCUGUCAAAAGUCACGGUUCCACCGACAAGCAGGUAGAGGGGGAUGACCCGGGGCCUGAUGAGGAGACGGACACCGGACCCGGUGACCAGGAAAAACCUUCGUGGAGCGCUGCGGACACCGUGCAGAAGUACGAAGCAGUUUUACACCUGGACGGUCUGAGCAGACCGGGAACGAGAGGCGGGGUGCGUCAAAUCGUCAGGAAACACGAGCUCCUGAACAGCACGCCUUGGUCCCACAGAAUGGCACGCUUCGCAGAAGAUCUACCCACCCGGUAUGGAGGAGGCGCAGGCGGCGGAGGGAGAGGCGGACCGGGCGCUGGGAGAGGGGGAGCCCGGGGUGGUGGUGGCGCUCCGGGCGGCCAGAGGGUGUACAAGCAGUCGAUGGCCCAGAGAGCCCGGACAAUGGCCAUUUAUAACCCGAACCCGGUCAAACAAAACUGCCUCACCGUAAACCGCUCCUUCUUCAUCUUCCGCGAGGACAAUCUCAUCAGGAAGUAUGCAAAGCGAAUAACAGAGUGGCCUCCAUUCGAGUACAUGAUCCUGGCUACAAUUAUUGCCAACUGCAUCGUCUUGGCCCUGGAGCAGCAUCUACCCUCUGGCGACAAGACACCCAUGUCAGAACGUCUGGACGACACAGAGCCCUACUUUAUUGGAAUAUUCUGUUUCGAGGCUGCCAUUAAGAUCAUCGCCCUGGGCUUUGCUUUUCACAAAGGCUCCUACCUCCGCAACGGCUGGAAUGUAAUGGACUUCGUGGUCGUCCUCACUGGAAUUCUGGCCAAAGUGGGUUCGGACUUUGACCUGCGAACACUGCGAGCAGUGAGAGUGCUGAGACCCCUGAAACUCGUCUCAGGAAUCCCCAGUCUCCAGGUGGUGUUGAAGUCCAUAAUGAAAGCCAUGGUUCCUCUGCUUCAAAUCGGCCUGCUGCUUUUCUUUGCCAUUGUCAUGUUUGCCAUCAUCGGGGUGGAGUUCUACAUGGGCAAAUUCCACACCACCUGCUUCAAGAUAGGCACCGAUGAGAUAACAGCAGACUGGCCUUGUGGUUUGGAGCCACCAGCCAGGACGUGUCCGAAUGGGACAGAGUGCAGAGAGUACUGGAAGGGACCCAACUUUGGUAUCACCAACUUUGACAACAUCCUGUUUGCAGUGCUUACUGUGUUCCAGUGCAUCACCAUGGAGGGCUGGGUGGACAUCCUCUACAAUCAGCUGUACCGCAGUAAUGGCAUCAUGGGUUCCCCAGAGGGAGGAGAAACCAAUGAUGUUGCAGGAAACACCUGGAACUGGCUCUACUUCAUCCCUCUCAUCAUCAUCGGCUCCUUCUUCAUGCUCAACCUGGUUCUGGGUGUCCUAUCAGGAGAAUUUGCCAAAGAGAGAGAGCGUGUGGAGAAGAGGCAGGAGUUCCUGAAGCUUCGCAGGCAGCAGCAGAUUGAGAGAGAGCUCACUGGAUAUUUGGAGUGGAUCUGCAAAGCAGAGGAGGUGUUGCUGGAGGAGGAGGAUGAAAUUGCAGAGGAGAAGUCCCCGAUGGAUGGUGCGUGGUACAAGAGGAAACAAAACCUUCCAGUCCUGAAACGAGGAAAAGUCAAGAAAGGUAAAAAUGACCUGAUCAGUGCAGAGGAGGGGGAGGAUCCUUUCGCAGACAUCUCCUCUGUUGCUCCUCCAGGCUCUCCAUUCGGUCGGGCCAGUGUGAAAAGCAGUGGUAAGAUGGACAGCUCCUCCUACUUCCGGCGAAAGGAGAAGAGAAUCCGCUUCUUCAUCCGCCGCAUGGUGAAAGCUCAGAGCUUCUAUUGGAUCGUUCUGUGUCUGGUUGGCCUCAAUACACUGUGUGUAGCCAUUGUCCACUAUGACCAACCCCCUUGGCUUACUACAGCUCUCUACACAGCAGAGUUUGUGUUCCUGGGUUUGUUUCUGACUGAGAUGACCUUGAAGAUGUAUGGCCUCGGAGUGAGGAAUUAUUUCCACUCCUCCUUUAACGGCUUUGACUUUGGGGUGAUUGUGGGAAGUAUUAUUGAGGUGAUCUGGGACAUGGUUAAACCAGGAUCAUCAUUUGGUAUCAGCGUGCUGAGAGCCCUGCGACUCCUCAGGAUAUUCAAAGUCACCAAAUAUUGGAACUCAUUGAGGAACCUUGUGGUCUCUCUUCUCAAUUCCAUGAAGUCCAUCAUCAGCUUGCUCUUCCUCCUCUUCCUAUUCAUCGUGGUCUUCGCUCUGCUGGGCAUGCAGCUUUUUGGAGGACAGUUUAACUUUGAAAAUGAGACACCAACAACAAACUUUGAUACAUUCCCAGCAGCCAUCCUCACUGUGUUCCAGAUUCUGACUGGCGAGGAUUGGAACGCUGUCAUGUACCACGGGAUUGAGUCUCAAGGAGGUGUUCGCCGCGGCAUGUUCUCCUCUGUCUACUUCAUUGUCCUCACGCUCUUUGGAAACUACACCCUUCUGAAUGUCUUCUUGGCUAUUGCUGUUGAUAACCUCGCAAAUGCGCAAGAGCUGACUAAGGAUGAAGAGGAGCAGGAGGAGGCAGCCAAUAAGAAACUUGCACUGCAGAAGGCUCUGGAGGUGAAGGAAGUCAGUCCAAUGUCAGCAGCCAACAUCUCCAUUGCUGCUUUUGUAAAGCAAAAUCGAGAUGCACUCUCUCGCAGGUCGUCCAUCAACAGCAUUCAGUCACCGAGUUAUUCUGUCUACUCCUCCCCUGCCCGACGAAUCUUGAGUAAGGAACAGCAGCGGUCAGCAAAGUCCAUGUCUGUGUGGGAGCAGAGGACCAACCAGCUGAGGAGGCAUAACAUGAGGGCGAGUAGUGAGGCCUUGUUCAACGAACUUGACCCUGAAGAGCGCCGCCAAAUGUCCUCUGCUCUCCACCUGCAUCCUGACAUGAUGACUCACUUGGACCGUCCGCUCGUGGUGGAGGCCAGGGACAGCGACAAACCCAGCAGGCCACCUGAAGGAGAAUGGGAGCAGGAUCCCAGGCAGGAUGGGUUGGGAGACAACCACCACGCCAACCCCAAGAAGCAUCACCGGCACCGUGACAAGAACGGGGAGAGCAGGGAUGGAGGUGAUGGCCGGGGAGGGAGGCACCACACCCAUCACAGUAGGAGUAGAGAGAAAAACACAGAGACAAAAGAGAGGAGAGGGGAGAGGAGCCAUAGCCGUGACGGAGGACUGGGACAUAGGCACCACCACCAGCCUGGCUCCCCUGAUGAGGAGGCCAAUCAUGUGCAAGGGGGAGGAGAAGAAAGGGGGCAUCACCAUCAUCAUUCCCAUCGUCCACCAAAAGAAGAAAAUGGAAUGAUAGUAAAUGGUGCACAGGGAGAGCGCAGGGGGAAAGGGGGAGGAGGGGACAGUAACGGAGAGAGGAAGGGACGCAGUUCCCGUAUGGUCAGAGCUCAGUCUACGCUUGAUGGAGACGACUGUAAGAGAAGCAGGAAUGGAACCAAAGGUCACUGGGAGAGGCAUCCAGAUGCUGAGGAGGACGCUUCCAGUCCUCUGCAGGCAAUGCGGAGCACCUUGAGUCUUGGAGAAAAGCAAGAAGAUGCUGACAACCAGAAGAACUCGACCAGGGCUAGCCAGGCAGGCCUCAACAGCAACGCCAUCCACAUCCCUGUCACCAUCACUGCCCCGCCUGGAGAAACCACCAUCAUACCCAUUAACAACAUCGACUGUGACAACUUCCAACUCAGUGAGGAAAAGAAAGAUCUCGAGGAAGAAGAGGCAGCUAAUGGGCCUCGGCAGAUCCUUCCCUACAGCUCUAUGUUCAUCUUUGGGCAAACAAACCCGGUACGGCGGCUGUGUCACUACGUGGUCAACCUACGCUACUUUGAAAUGUGCAUCUUGAUGGUCAUUACCAUGAGCAGCAUCGCUCUGGCAGCUGAGGACCCAGUGCAGGCUAAUGCACCGCGCAACAAUGUUCUAAAGUAUCUGGAUUAUGUCUUCACUGGAGUCUUUACAUUUGAAAUGGUGAUUAAGAUGAUUGACUUGGGGCUGCUCCUCCACCCUGGCUCUUAUUUUCGUGACCUGUGGAACAUUCUGGACUUCAUCGUGGUCAGUGGAGCUCUGGUGGCCUUUGCCUGCUCGAGCCUUAUGGGAUCGCAACAAAGCGUGGCCAGAGGAACCAAAGGCAAGGACAUCAACACCAUCAAGUCCCUGAGGGUCUUGCGAGUCCUGCGGCCUCUCAAGACCAUUAAACGGCUGCCCAAGCUGAAGGCGGUGUUCGACUGCGUUGUAAACUCUCUGAAGAACGUGCUUAACAUCCUCAUCGUCUACAUCCUCUUCAUGUUCAUCUUUGCUGUUAUUGCUGUGCAGCUCUUUAAGGGCAAAUUCUUCUACUGCACCGAUGAGUCCAAGGGUCUGGAGAAAGACUGCAGGGGUCAUUUUCUGGACUAUGACAAGGAUGAAGUGAAAUCUCAGCCCAGAGAGUGGAAGAAGUACGAGUUUCACUACGACAAUGUUCUCUGGGCCUUCCUCACACUCUUCACUGUCUCCACCGGAGAGGGCUGGCCGUUGGUUCUGAAGCACUCUGUGGACGCUACCUAUGAGGACAAGGGCCCAACCCCAGGCUUUCGCAUGGAGACAUCCAUCUUCUAUGUGGUCUACUUUGUGGUGUUCCCCUUCUUCUUUGUCAACAUAUUCGUGGCUUUGAUCAUCAUCACCUUUCAGGAGCAGGGCGACAAAGCCAUGUCCGAGUGUAGCCUGGAGAAGAAUGAGAGGGCUUGUAUUGACUUUGCCAUCAACGCCAAGCCGCUGACGAGAUACAUGCCAGAGAACAAAGAGUCCUUCCAGUACAAGAUGUGGAAAUUUGUGGUGUCGCCUCCAUUUGAGUACGCCAUCAUGACUUUAAUCGCCCUCAACACAGUCGUGCUGAUGAUGAAGUUCUACGGAGCUCCAGAACUGUAUGAGUCCAUGCUGAAAUACUUAAACAUCGUUUUCACAGCCCUCUUCACACUGGAGUGCAUCCUCAAGAUUAUUGCGUUUGGUCCACUGAACUACCUGAAGGCAGCCUGGAAUGUGUUUGACUUUGUGACAGUGCUCGGAAGCAUCACAGACAUCUUGGUCACAGAGAUUAAGGACAAGAUGAUCAACCUGAGUUUCCUGAGGCUGUUCAGAGCGGCUCGUCUCAUUAAGUUGCUGCGGCAGGGCUACACCAUCCGCAUCCUGCUGUGGACCUUUGUUCAGUCCUUCAAGGCCCUGCCAUAUGUGUGCCUGCUCAUUGCCAUGCUGUUCUUCAUCUAUGCCAUCAUUGGAAUGCAGGUGUUUGGAAACAUCGAGCUGAUGGAGGAGUCUGCAAUAAAUCACCACAACAACUUCCAGACCUUCUUCCAGGCCUUGACACUUCUCUUCAGGAGUGCGACAGGCGAGGCUUGGCAUGAGAUCAUGUUAGCCUGUCUCAGUAACCGGCCGUGUGAGAAGCUCUCAGGAAAUGCUGGGAAGGAGUGUGGAAGUGACUUUGCCUACUUUUACUUUGUGUCCUUCAUCUUCCUCUGCUCCUUUCUGAUGUUGAACCUAUUUGUCGCUGUCAUCAUGGACAACUUUGAGUAUCUGACAAGAGACGCCUCCAUCCUGGGGCCUCAUCACCUUGAUGAAUUCAUCAGAGUAUGGGCAGAGUAUGACCCCGCUGCCUGUGGCCGCAUGACUUACCGUGAUAUGUACGAGAUGCUUCGCGACAUGUCCCCUCCACUAGGUUUGGGAAAGAAAUGUCCCCCCCGAGUCGCCUAUAAGCGAUUAGUAAAGAUGAACAUGCCCAUUGCAGAAGACAACACGGUGCACUUCACCUCCACGCUGAUGGCCCUGAUUCGCACGGCCCUGGAGAUCAAGCUGGCAUCUGGGGUCCUGGCGCAGCACUUGAGCGACGUGGACCUAAAGAGAGAGCUAAACCGAGUUUGGCCCAACCUGUCGCAGAAGACUAUCGACCUGCUGGUGACGCCUCACAAAUACAACGAGCUCACUGUGGGGAAAGUCUAUGCAGCUCUCAUGAUCUUUGACUACUAUAAGCAGAAUCGUGCCAAGAGACUCCAGCAGCAGCAAUCUACAGGGGGACCCCCGAGUAAACUGGGGGCAUUGUUUCGCCCUGUGCUGCCUCUCACUCACAUACUGGAAGUCGAACCACCAUUCCCCAGUCUAAAACAGCCCCUCCCAUCGCAGCCUGAGCCAGUGGCAAAGCCAGCAACACUGCCCUCCACCGCCAUCGCCACCGCUGCCAUCAACGCUGCCACCACCAUUGCCACCUCGGUUAACAGGGACACGAUAAUAAACCAGAGGACUGCCAUCAAACAUUCCCAGUCCGGAGACGUUUCUCAGGCAGCACAGAGGCCCAAAGGCCGAAGGAAACUACAUAGAGGCCAGUCAGAAGAUGUGCCAUAUUCCACCCGACCUCAGGAAUUGGUUGAACUGAAGCAGGUGGAGAACAUUUCAGACACAGAAACAUAUCCAAGCCUGGAGGGCCACUGCAGAGCAGCUUCUCUGCCCCGACUCAAUGCUGAGUACUACCGGAGCCACCCUCGCCACGCCCCUGGGACCCACCUGGCACCGAUUGUGGACCUCAGUCCUAUAAGACGCUCAGCAUCUUCGCUAACGCAGCAGUACCGCCAGGAGCUUGGGCUGAACGAGUAUGACCUGGAACGGCCCAGCUUGGCGCAGUCAUCAACAGGGCCUGGGCAAGCCCAGGGACAAGACAGAGCCCACCACCAUCAUCACCACCACCGCUGCCAUCGACGCAGGGACAAGGACAAAGACAAGAAGCAGAAGUCACUGGAUAGAGCUGCAUCAGUGCAACCGUCCAGCACGGUUGACUCAUUCACUGACCCAUCAGCUGAAGGUUUGUCCAGAGAACGGGCGAGGGAGCGGGACCGCAGCCGGCCUCAUGAGAGGAGGCACCACUCCUCAGCAGGAGAGAAGCAGCGCUACUACUCCUGUGAGCGUUACGGCAGCAGGGAGCAGUGUUACGCCAAGUCAGCUGGUCCCAGUCGAUCCACGUCUCCUGGAGAGGGUCAGGAUGCUGGUCUGCUCAGACAGCAUGGUAGCAGUGUGGCUAAAGCUGGUCCUGUGACCCUCCCCUCUGGUUCAAGUACUCCUGGUCGUGGUCGCAGGCAGCUGCCGCAGACGCCCCUGACACCUCGUCCUGCUGUGACCUACAAGACCGCCAACUCCUCUCCUCUCCCAUCCAGUGCCAGCACUGCUACGGCAGGGCCCCAGACUCGUUUUAGCCGUGGCCUUUCAGAGCAUGAUCGCUUAUACGGGGGCCAGGACGAGUCCCCGAUGCCGGCCACCCGCAUCGGUUCAGACCCUAAUUUACACCGGCAGCAGCAGGCCGCUCCUCAACAGGCCCUCUGUGAAGAAAAAGAAUACUUCCAGGACACUGUGAGCAGCCAUGGUGGGGGGCGCUCUGCCAGAGCCACUUCCUCCACCACAGCCUCAGCUUCUCACGGAACUGCUGCCACGCCCGUCACAACGCCCACCACACAGGGCCGGGCAGGUGUGGUGCCUAAUGGGUACCACUUCACACUCGGGGUCAACUCUGCAUCUGGGCCCGGGAGCCGAGGAACAGGAAGUCUCAGGGAGAGGGAGGAAGAGGACUGGUGCUAACAGGGCAGGAAACUGUUGGCUGAGGAUGAGGCAGCUUAUCAGUGUUGUACAACACUAAUGUCGGAUCCAACAAGCUGAUAGGAAGCCAGAGGAGUAAUGCAGAAUGGAAGCUACUGAGGAAAAAGCCAGUUGAAAGUGCUGUAAAAGGUGUUCAGAAAUCAUUCCAGCUUUGUCUUGUUACUCCCCUUUUUUAUAUUACAAACUCUUUAAGGACAAAAGACACCAGUUACUUUUUUCUAGCCCCUUUACUUGCACUGAAAUUAUAGCACAUGUGAAGACCCUUAAGUAUUUUGCCUUGGCCAGUAAAAUCAAUGUUGGAGAAGAAGACAAAAGCCAAAAUCUAUUAUCUGUUUCAGACAGAUCUGAAUGCCUCAUUCCUGGUAUUUAUAUGGCUGCUUACAACACUGUUUUUAUUUUUGUAUCUUUUUCUUUAUGUUUGCCAUGUGGGUAAGAGAAGAGUUUCAACUUGAUCAUUUUGAUGCUACCACCAAAUUAUUUUCCUCCUUUGAGUUUUUCUUCAUUAACUUUGGGGUUACUGCCAACUUCUGACCUGAACAGAUCUUAGGAAAACAAAUUGCUUCUUAGGUCUUAAACUUCUGCCAUGACACCUAAUGGACACAGUGACUAAUGUGACAAAAAUGAAACAAUUGGAUGGGUUAGAAUGGGUCUAGAGUUGACUCUUCAGAUCACAUUUUUGUAAAUUGUACCAGAUGUAAAUGUUUUGAGUGCACGUGAGGAACUAAAUAUCUCUUUUUUUGACGUUAUGUGGCUGAAUACUAAGUGCCUCGUUUUCCAAGAUGUAUUAAGAUGCAGCCUGGUCAGAUGGACUUGAAUAUACAGUAGAGGAUGUAAGUAUGUACACAGCUGAGAAAAAGUGUAGAGAACAAAGUUUGAGUCUGUUAUAAUGAACAGAAUGCAAAAAAAAGAGAACACUUUUUUGUACUGAUCUUGUGGUAGGUAAGUCAGAAUUACAGAUCCAAAGUCAGCAAUGUAGUGCAUGCCAGGGUCUUGAACUUGUCAAAAAACAGCGUCUGUACUUUUGCUUCAGGGUGUGUGGUAAGCAUUUGCCUUUCUCUUUCAAAUAUACUGCCAGUCAUUUGGUAGAAACGUCUCGGAAUGGAGAAAAGUGCCAUUUUGUUUUUUUAUUUGUAAUCAACAAAAAAUUCUCAUGAACACUCCUCAAGCAUACAGUAUAUAUCUCAUCUCUGCCAUAUAUGCCCAGCUUUCAUGGGUUUCCCGUCUUCUUAUCUUGUUCCUCUAAGAGCAGUAUUGUGUGAGGGGUUUGUAGGCGAGGUUACCUGUCUGUGUAUUUGCAGGUACAAUAAAGAGUUGUGUUGUUGCUGCUGACUGUUGACUUAAAGUAGGGCUAUGCAACAAGACGACACUUCAUCUGCCCUGUAGCUUUACCCUCUGGAAUCUCCAGGUUCAGGCUUUAGUGUGACUGCGACCAAAUUUUACCAAACAUUUAUGUAUGAAGAGUUGUAAAUUGUAUUAUAUGAUGUACAGUUACCUGACAACACACACUGAGGCACAAAUUAUAUUAAAGCCUAUAUAUGUGAAUCACAGGGCAUUUUUGAGGUUGGCAAGUUGUCUGCAUGAUGCCUAACCAGAUAGAAAUACCCAAAAUAUAAAAUGGUUCUUUCCACACUUGGGUCCAGUCGUUAUUUCAAAGAAUUUGCUGUGGUUUAUAAACUUGCUUGGAAAACAAGAUCAAUAGUAUUCUGACAAUAACAGAAGGCUGAACUGUUUUGUCACAGCUCUACGCAGACUUUAAAUACAGUAACAAGCCUGUACCCUCGUGUUUAAAAGCUUCCCUGGAUGAACAUCUGCUACCGGAUUGAGACCCUGAGAUCUGAGACUAUAUUUUACUAUAACUGUAUCCAUUUAGCCCACCAGGCUAAUGCAAUACACUGGCUAUAAAUCACUCUUUCCCUCUUCCCACUGGGCAUGACAUAUCUUCCAAAAAAAUAAUGCUGGGAAAAUUGUUUAGCUUUGUUUCUUUCAACAAAUCCCCAAAAGGACCAAAAUCAACAAUGCCUUGGUGUGUCUUUUAAUGUUUUCCAAGCUCCCUAUAGUGGCAGUACCAGUUGCUACUGGAAAUGUAAAUCCUUAAAUAAUAGGUCAAAAAUAUAUAGUUUUGGUGACUGAAGAAAAACUACAUGCAUACAAUAAACUAGAUUAUGUUGAGGAACGAUAAUUUCUCUACUCUGUCUGUGGCACUCGGCACCAAGAUCGGUGACUACUAUGUUUAAAAACUAGUAACAAAUAUAUGUUUACAUUUUUUAAACAUACACAAAAAUAUUCUACUUCAGGUGGGUGCUUCAGUUUUUAGCAAAUGUUUGUCUAACAGUGUAGUUUACUGGAGAAAAUAUGGCUAAAUUACUGGGAAAUAUUUUUCAGCAGUGGAGUUUAAACUUCCAGUUAUUUUUUUGUGGGCAACAGGACAGUGUAUGUGGCAUUGAGUCAAAAUAAGCUGCACUGUGUGUGUGUGUGUGUGUGUUCACAUGAAAGAACAUGUCACACAGGUCAACAGUGUGGCUCAUUGAUGUGUUUAUAACAGAUUUUGGAACAAUCGAGCUCUAUUGCACAGAGGAAUAAGCUACUUUAUAUCAGGAUUUGGAUACAAAGACAUCACUUGUUAGAAGGAUCGCUUCAAAUGUUGAUUUUGUUUUUUUCAUGGGAAUUGUUGAAAAUAAGGAAAAUAUCAAUAAACCAACCCUUUAUUAAAACAUGUGAUACAGUUGAUUGCCAGAAAGCCCUCAGAUUUAAAUCAACUUAGGUACUUAGCCAAAGAACAAAUAAACACAUGUUGGUGCAGAUCCAGGUUUUUUUCUUUAAAAAGGUUUUCUAAAAGAGGUUUUUGGACAUUGGGCUGAUGGACCUAGAUGAAUAAAACAAAUGUUGCACACGUGAAGGGGGCAUAUGGAUAUAUCUAUCACUUGGUGCAUAUUAAAUCAAAAUUCUAAUUGAAUCAAAAUAACAGACUUACAGAUCCUGUGGUGUUCUUUGUCAUGCUCUGGCUUGACUCCAAGCAAGUCUAUGAACAUGUAAAUUAUUUGCAAAUUGUAUUUGAUCCAAUUCUGAUGAUUUCCUUGUGUUUUAAUUUUACUUCCUGUUGUCUCACAUUUGUGCAAUCUAUUCAAUGGCUCAUCUAAAAUGAGAAAUUAGACAUUAAGGUCUAACUGCAGGCAUGGCUCUGUUCUUUGUGAAGUAACAUGUUAGAUUGCUUGUUGUCUUCUGGUCUUGAAACUUUUCUGUAAGGUCCCAUAUUGGAGCAGAGCGUUAUGUGCAUCUCAAUGGUAGAUUUGAAAAAUAUCCUAUAUUUUCAGACCUCCAACAUGAACAGGAUACCAAGUUUUUCGCUCACAGUUUUACAAUGGCUACCCCCUCUGGACAUGUCCUGUUUGCAUGUUCUAAAAUGAAAAUGUGCAUGUGCAUAAAAAGAGGCAUUGUUUGACUUCAUUCAGUCCAUGAUCUGUACAAUUUGUUUCCUGGUUGUAUUUUCCGAUUAUCUAAACACACAAUGUAUCUGUUUCAGGUAAAGAAAAGAAGAAAAUAAACAAGCUUAAAUAACAUUUUAUCACAGAACCACCAAAGUGGAAACAAGGCUCUUUCUCAGAUAAAGAGGUCGUGGCUGAAUCCUUCGCUGCCUGAUCUGUUACUUGACUGUCUUUCCCACAGUCACUUCGACUGUACUGUUAGAUUUUGUAUGAAUAUAAGUCCUUGAAUAAAGAGGUAUGACUAUGAAAUUGAA